Orycteropus afer afer is the source of this 2028-nucleotide messenger RNA. It is a transcript of the gene GRHL2, whose product is annotated as grainyhead like transcription factor 2. Gene Ontology annotation, cellular component: nucleus. The record is from RefSeq and is a predicted model, not a curated record. Gene Ontology annotation, molecular function: RNA polymerase II cis-regulatory region sequence-specific DNA binding; DNA-binding transcription activator activity, RNA polymerase II-specific. Gene Ontology annotation, biological process: brain development; neural tube development; regulation of transcription by RNA polymerase II. Lineage: Eukaryota; Metazoa; Chordata; Mammalia; Tubulidentata; Orycteropodidae.
ACGACUGGUGGCCUUAGUGCCCAUGCCCACUGACCCUCCGUUCAAUACCCGAAGAGCCUACACCAGUGAGGAUGAGGCCUGGAAAUCGUAUUUGGAGAAUCCCCUGACAGCAGCCACCAAGGCAAUGAUGAGUAUUAAUGGUGAUGAGGACAGCGCUGCUGCUCUUGGCCUGCUGUAUGACUACUACAAGGUUCCACGAGACAAGAGGCUGCUGUCUGUAAGUAAAGCAAGUGACAAUCAAGAAGACCAGGAUAAAAGAAACUGUCUUGGCACCAGUGAAGCUCAGAGUAAUUUGAGUGGAGGAGAAAAUCGAGUGCAGGUCCUAAAGACUGUUCCAGUGAACCUUUCCCUAAAUCAAGACCACCUGGAGAAUUCCAAGCGGGAGCAGUACAGCACAAACGUCCCCGAGAGCCCAGCGGUCAUCCCUGUGUCAGGAGUCACUGUGGUGAAAGCCGAAGAGUUCACACCGGUCUUCAUGGCCCCGCCUGUGCACUACACCCGGGGGGACGGCGAGGAGCACCGAGUGGUUAUCUACGAACAGUCUCAGUAUGACGUGCCCUCUAUCGCCACCCACAGCACCUAUCUCAAGGAAGACCAGCGCAGCACCCCCGACAGCACCUAUAGUGAGAGCUUCAAAGAUGGACCCACAGAGAAAUUUCGGAGUGCUUCAGUUGGCGCUGAGGAGUACAUGUAUGACCAGACGUCAAGUGGCACAUUUCAGUACACCCUGGAAGCCACCAAAUCUCUCCGUCAGAAGCAAGGGGAGGGCCCUAUGACCUACCUCAACAAAGGGCAAUUCUAUGCCAUAACGCUCAGCGAGACUGGAGACAACAAAUGCUUCAGACACCCAAUCAGCAAAGUCAGGAGUGUGGUGAUGGUGGUCUUCAGUGAAGACAAAAACCGAGACGAACAGCUGAAAUACUGGAAGUACUGGCACUCCCGGCAGCACACAGCGAAGCAGAGGGUCCUCGACAUUGCUGAUUACAAGGAAAGCUUUAAUACGAUUGGGAACAUUGAAGAGAUUGCAUAUAAUGCUGUUUCCUUCACCUGGGAUGUGAAUGAAGAGGCAAAGAUUUUCAUCACUGUGAAUUGCCUGAGUACAGAUUUUUCCUCCCAAAAAGGGGUGAAAGGACUUCCUUUGAUGAUUCAGAUUGAUACAUACAGUUAUAAUAAUCGUAGCAAUAAACCCAUUCAUAGAGCUUAUUGCCAGAUCAAGGUCUUCUGCGACAAAGGAGCAGAAAGAAAAAUUCGAGAUGAAGAGAGGAAGCAAAACAGGAAGAAAGGGAAAGGCCAGGCCUCCCAAACCCAGUGCACCAACUCCUCUGAUGGGAAGUUGGCCACGAUACCUCUACAGAAGAAGAGUGACAUCACCUACUUCAAAACGAUGCCUGAUCUGCAUUCCCAGCCGGUUCUCUUCAUUCCUGAUGUGCACUUUGCAAACCUGCAGAGGACAGGACAGGUGUAUUACAACAUAGAUGAUGAACGAGAAGGCAGCAGUGUUCUUGUCAAACGGAUGUUCAGGCCAAUAGAAGAGGAGUUUGGUCCAGCACCUUCCAAGCAGAUGAAAGAAGAAGGGAUAAAGCGAGUGCUUUUGUACGUGAGGAAGGAGACUGAUGAUGUGUUCGAUGCUCUGAUGUUGAAAUCUCCCACAGUGAAGGGACUGAUGGAAGCGAUAUCCGAGAAGUAUGGCCUGCCAGUGGAGAAGAUUGCAAAACUUUACAAGAAAAGCAAAAAAGGCAUCUUGGUGAACAUGGACGACAACAUCAUCGAGCACUACUCCAAUGAGGACACUUUCAUCCUCAACAUGGAGAGCAUGGUAGAAGGUUUCAAGAUCACUCUCAUGGAAAUCUGAGCCCUGGUCCCAACAGCCCUUCAGCAGGAGCUCUCAGUACCUUCAUCCUUGAGAGAGACAGAGGCCCUGACCCCAGAACCACAGACCCAACUCACCCAUCUCACAAUUGCUGUUACAAGACUGCCUGGGCAACAGGGCAAGGAACAAAGCCCCAUUUGCUGUCUGUGUAUUUGUCC